This is a messenger RNA of Drosophila innubila, 771 nucleotides long. RefSeq lists its product as uncharacterized. The transcript has a single exon. Gene Ontology annotation, cellular component: mitochondrial inner membrane. The record is from RefSeq and is a predicted model, not a curated record. The coding region runs from base 1 to 771 and encodes 256 amino acids. NCBI's taxonomy places the organism in Eukaryota, Metazoa, Arthropoda, Insecta, Diptera, Drosophilidae. Gene Ontology annotation, biological process: inner mitochondrial membrane organization; protein insertion into mitochondrial inner membrane from matrix. Gene Ontology annotation, molecular function: ribosome binding.
AUGUCUGUGAAACUACUUCGCAAAUGGCCUGGAGUCCUUAAGCAGGCGAAUUUCGCUUGCCAGCAUCAGAGGCAUUUCCUAAUUCCACCCAAGGGGGAGGAGGGAGGCAAUGUGAGGGUGGUGAAAAGUGCAUUUGCACCACAACUGGUCUACAAGUACAAUCCACUAAAGUAUUACCUAAGUAAGCUGCGAAUGCUGAAGCUGAGAUGGACAUGGGAUCCCAACUUUAAGGAGCAUGAUUUCCUGGAGAAGUCCAAGCAUGUGGCGGUGUCAUUGACGGAUAAUCUGCGUAUGCGCGAUAUGAAAAAAAUGGAUGACUUCUCGACUUCCAAUGUCUAUUACCAGAUGGCCAAUGAGAGCAUAAAUUUCCCUCACGAUUCCUGUGUGGAAUUGCUGCGAUUUCGCAAACAGGACAUGCGUCAAGUGGUGCCCAUUAAUGUGCAUCUGCAAAAGAUUUUGGGACUAAAGUAUGCCAUCAUUGAUGUGGUCAUGGUGGGACUGCGUCAUGUGGCCGAUUGUGAAACGGAUGCGGAUCUGGAGACAAUGAAGAAAGCACUUGUUGAAAUGGAACCGGAACUUAAAGUACAGUUAGAGGAUCCCAGCUCUCAGUUGCCCUAUGUCUUUAUUGAGCUAUUCUUGCGAUUCAGACGUAACUAUUCCAAUGCUGACCAUAUUUCUGGACAGGAAUUGGCAAACCACACAAACCGUUGGCUCGUAUCGGUGUAUAAAAUCUGCAGAUUCAAUAUAUUUACUGUGCCACCCACAACAUAA